UCUCCUCAGUCCUGCAAUUGUUACUCAACUAAAUGGCCCGACAGAUCCUGUGACCGCUCUAAUCCAGAGCAGGAUGUGCAGCAGAGUUCCAACAAACUCCACUUCACAUCGGGUUGGCGAGCAGAGCCGGGACUCUGAACUUGCCGGGUUUUACGUGGAUAAAUGCCACGUAGACCCGGCGAAGUCCAAGCUUUUGUUUGAUCAAGGUUUUACGAAGCGCCCAGGAGAUGUGUUCCAUUCAGCUGAGAUCCCAGGCGCUGGGAUUCCACUGUUGGUUCUGCGCUCCAUCGGGUGUUGCGGUUCUCCUUUUGCGUCCCGGUGACUGCAGUUGGUUACAGUCAGAAGUAGUGAAGAGCACUUCCCGAUGGGAGCUUGAGAAAUAAACGGGCGAGUGGACUCGGGUAAAGGCAGAGAUCGGCUGCAGAGAGGAGAGGAGAGGAGAGGAGAGGAGAGGCAGGCUCCUGGCAAACGGUGGGAACAUUUGGAAAAGCAACAUCACACUCAGCACUGUAGGUGGAGCAGUGCGUAAAAGCACAGAAGUGGAAAACAGUCAUGGCAACAGCUCAAAAUACCAAUGGUGAACAAGUUGUACCAGGAGAUGGCGAUCAAGAUGAUGUCCUUUCUGUGCAGGCCCAAUAUCUACGCAGCCCAUCGCCUAGCAGAUUUUCGAUUAUAUCAGACACAGACACAGAGAGCAUCUUCAUGGAGCCCAUACAUCUCUCAUCUGCAGUUGCUGCGACUAAGAUUAUUAAUGAAGAAUUGAAACCCAAAGAAAUUAAAGUUGAGCCAAUGUCACCAAAACUGAUGGAAUCAGCUGAACAGCUGCUAGUGGAAGACCUUUAUAAUCGGGUGAAAUUGAAGAUUGAUGACAGCAGCAAAUUCAACACACCCUGUAUCAUGGACAUCCAGCAUGCUCUCAUGCACAAAAUGGAGGCACCCAUGGAUCUAAUAAAUGAGGUGUGGCCUAGUGUCUUCAUUGCUGAAAAGAGCGCAGCUGUGAAUAAGGGUCGUUUGAAGCGACUGGGGAUCACACACAUCCUCAAUGCUGCCCAUGGUACAGGUGUCUACACCUCAAAAGCUUUUUACACGGGAAUGGAAAUUGAGUACCUCGGAAUCGAAGCUGAUGACUUCCCUGACUUUGACCUGUCCAAGUAUUUCCGUAAAGCUGCAGAGUUUAUGGAUGAAGCUCUUUUGACGUGCAGAGGUAAAGUUCUGGUUUGCAGCGUAAUGGGAACCAGUCGACCAGCAGCACUUGUGGCAGCCUACCUUAUGACCUUUCACCAUAUGACAGUCAUGGAGGCAUUAAUGACUCUGCGGAAAAAACGUCCAAUCUACCCAAAUGAGGGGUUCAUAAAGCAACUUAGGGAACUAAAUGAGAAUCUUUUGGAUGAGCGUAGUCAAUGUGAUCUUGAAGAUGAUGAUGAGACUCUCAGCCAAUGUUCGGUGAUUGAAGCAAAAGCCCAUUCUAUAUCUGUGGCUGAAGAGGAGACACAGAGCGUCAUGGGGGCUCAAGCACAUUCUAUCAUGGUGGAAGAGGAAGAAGAUGCAUCAAGCUUAAUUGCUGGCAGCUUAAUGAGUUCUGUUGCAAAGACUGAUGUUGCUUCCAAAAAUACAUUAAUUGAUGAAGAGGAAGAGGAAAGAAUCUAUAAAGAAUGGAGAGCAAAACAAGGUUUGUCACCAAUAGAUCCUACUCACAAACCAAGAGAGGAGAGUCCUGAACUCCCCAAAGAUCCUGAGAAGGAGGACAAUGCUGAUUGGCUAAUUAGAGAAUGGCAAAGUAAAAAUGAAAAGUUUGAAAUGGAUUCAAGUUGGCAAUGCCUGAGUAACAAUGAAGAAGAUGCAGAGUCCCUUACUGCAAGAAGCAGACAGCUUGUUGCCAGUGACCAAGAUGGCACCGAGAGUGUUAGCAGUAUUGACAGUGAACUUCUUCAACAAUGUUUGGAAGAAUGUUUAAAGAAGCCACACAGAGCUCGGCAUGACUCCUUAUCCACUGAGGCCAGCACCUGGGACAUGUGGGAUGAGCGAUUGCUUGAGAUUAGUAAGAGAGCUGCGAGAGGUGAUGACAGUAGCAGCAUAGCUUCUUUUAGGUUUGGUGAAAAGGGGAGAGACCCAGAUGAAGAAAGUUCCAUUUGCUCAGAAACUAGCUCUAUGUAUAACUUCUGCAAGAAGAACAAAGACAAGCUGACCCCUCUGGAAAGGUGGCAAAUCAAACGGAUACAAUUUGGAUGGAACAAAAAAGAUUCGAAAGCAGACAUUGAGAAUAAAACCGAAGCAAGUGAGGAGGGGGAGGGAGGGGAGAGAAAAUCUUUUGCGGAUGUCAACCUGACAGCCUAUCAGAGCUGGAAGUUGAAACAUCAGAAAAAGCUGGGCAAUGAAAACAGAAAUGAGGUGAUCAAUUUGGCAAAAGAUGAAGAUAUUGCAUCUAAGAGAACUCAACAAAGACGUGCUGAGCUCUUGGAACGCUCCAAACGUACACUGGAAGAGAGCAGGUCCUUAUCUGAGUGUGAGACAGGGAGUUCCAUGAGUGGAAGUGUCCCACUCUCUCUCUUCUGGUCCAAAAUGCCCGACAGAAGUGCAACCGAUGAAACUGCCUCAAUGUUGAGCAUGCAGAGUGGUGCAUCUUCAAUGUCCAGAGCCAGAACUGCCUCAACUACAACAGUUCCUAUGCCACCUUUGCAAGUAAAUCCUGAUGCUAGUGUAUCACUCUCAAGCAUUCAGGAUUGGAUUGCUUCUGUGGUGAGUGAACAGAUUGCAAUAAAGCAAAGUGAGAUCAUGAAUGCUGCAGCACCACUGGACAAAAACAGUCAGCUCCGAGCCACUGGAAGAUACAACGAAGAUGACAAAAUGUCACACCUCAGCAUGCAAAGUAGUGGUUCCCUACAGGGGUCUAGAGCAGCUCAGAGCGCAGAAACACAGUCUGUCCUGUCAUGCAGCAGUCUAUCCAGCUUGAAGUCUGAAAGCUUGCGUUCAAAAGAGAUUACCAAAACAAGCAAGCCACUGUACAGCUUGUUUGCAGAUGAAAUUAAUCUUCAAAAAUUAGAUUGCAAGAACAAAGAGAUUAAGAGUGAGAUGAAAGAUAAGAUGGAUGCAUACAAAAAAGAAAAGGUCACUGUUGACAAUAAGCGCAGCACAUUGUUUAAAAAGAAAAAGAAGGAUGAAAGUGAAGAUGAGGAUUUGGUUGAGACAAAUUCAAGAUUUUCACCCUACUUCGGGACAGAUAAGUUUGAAGUACAGUCUAAUAUCUCAGGGAAUCUCUCAUGUGCAGGAUCAAGUAUUCCAGAUCCAACUCGCAGUAUCAAUAAAUGGCUUAGUGAUGUCAAGGAUGUAUCUGUUAGCAAUACAAAAUAUGACUCGAUUACAAAAAGUGAAACAAAGCCCAUUCGGGCUUCCUACCUCCAUGAUCUUGGUAAUGCGUCGAUGUCAAAACUCCUGUUGAAUGCAGCGGAAGGAUCAGAUAUGUAUGUUACAAGAGAUGAUUUAAAGUCACAAUUGAGAGACUUGGGAGAGUAUCCAUCCAGGAAAUCUAUUUCUUCCUAUAAAUCAAGGGAAGUUGAUAACAAAAUGAAGCUGAAAUAUUCUGUCCCUCCAUCUGAUUUGGAAUACUCUACUUUUGGCAGACCAUUGGCUGAUGAGGCAGGUAGUUCCAGAGAAUCCUAUUCUGGAAGGUCAUUCAUGGAAAUGCAGCCUCCAUGCCCAAGCAACAAUUGGCAGCUGUCUGAACAACCAGCAACUCACCCUAUCCCCAGGAGAUCUCGGUUGCACAGCCCGGAGACUGAACAGAAUGAUGAUAUGGUGGAGAUGCAUGCAAAGAGAAAAUUUAAGCAGAGUUUUGCAUCUGUAGAACAACAAGGCAGUGGAAAAGUUAAUGACAGUGACCUUGAGAAUCCGACAGCAAAGAAAGGUUUGAAGACUGCAUCAAAGAACAGCAGUGAUGAAGAAGAUGACAAGAUUAUAGCUGCUUGGAGGAGUCAUCAGCAAAUUAGAAUCAAGGAUAAAAAAAAGUAUCAGAAUGAAUAA
Molecule: messenger RNA, 4017 nt
Organism: Pristis pectinata (smalltooth sawfish)
Lineage: Eukaryota; Metazoa; Chordata; Chondrichthyes; Rhinopristiformes; Pristidae
Gene: styxl2
Product: dual specificity phosphatase 27
Exons: 6
Coding region: 553-4017 (1154 amino acids)
Biological process (GO): protein dephosphorylation; negative regulation of MAPK cascade
Cellular component (GO): cytoplasm
Molecular function (GO): protein tyrosine/serine/threonine phosphatase activity; MAP kinase phosphatase activity
Source: RefSeq, a predicted model, not a curated record